Sebastes umbrosus (honeycomb rockfish) is the source of this 2228-nucleotide messenger RNA. RefSeq names its product microtubule-associated protein 1 light chain 3 beta (gene map1lc3b). The record is from RefSeq and is a predicted model, not a curated record. The transcript has 4 exons. Gene Ontology annotation, cellular component: cytosol; autophagosome membrane; autophagosome. Bases 218 to 598 code for a protein of 126 amino acids. Gene Ontology annotation, biological process: autophagosome assembly; cellular response to nitrogen starvation; autophagy of mitochondrion. NCBI's taxonomy places the organism in Eukaryota, Metazoa, Chordata, Actinopteri, Perciformes, Sebastidae. Gene Ontology annotation, molecular function: ubiquitin protein ligase binding.
CUCGUCCUCAUAACAACACAGCCAGAGGACGACGGAAGCAACGACAUCAAAACCUCUAGAGAAACUAGCGUCGUUUACUUUCUAUUUUACCGACAACCCACCAGCACAGACACCUACGGCUAGUUUUAUAAAUAGCUUUUAUAUUAUUGCUGUGAUACAGCCUCUACCUCCUGUUUAUCUCAUCUCACUGCCAGCUGGUUGACUUUGACGCAAUAAUAUGCCUUCAGAGAAAACCUUCAAACAAAGAAGGACAUUCGAACAGAGAGUAGAAGAUGUGAGACUGAUCCGAGAGCAGCACCCCAACAAGAUCCCAGUGAUCAUUGAGAGGUAUAAAGGAGAGAAACAGCUUCCCAUCCUGGACAAGACCAAGUUCCUGGUGCCAGACCACGUCAACAUGAGUGAACUCAUCAAGAUUAUCAGGAGGCGCCUCCAGCUGAACUCCAACCAGGCCUUCUUCCUGCUGGCUAACGGCCACAGCAUGGUCUCGGUGUCGGCCGCCAUCUCUGAGGUCUAUGAACGUGAGCGGGACCAGGACGGCUUCCUCUACAUGGUGUACGCCUCCCAGGAGACCUUCGGCGCCGCCACAACCGUCCAGUGAACAGCCUUCCUUCUUCUUCCACCCGGCAGGUGUUUUGGACAAUUGUAGUUUUUAGCCCCCUCCAUGUUUCUCGCCACACACCUUUAGUCUCGACUGUAAGAACUAAAACACAACCUGCUAAAUCUAAACACAGCGUACGAUAAUUCCCCAGCUCGGUUGUGAUCUCUAUAUUAUGACUGCAAUGAGCGGAUAGCCUGUUCGUGUACCACCACACUCACCCAGUAGCAUAGAGCCACACGGGUCGACCACAACAGCAGAGUUUAAGUAGAGAAAUCCCAAAUCUGACUCAGGCCGAUAGAGUUAGUGUUUGUCUCUGCUUCUUUAUUGUCCUCUCUGGUGAAUCAUGUCCGCCGUCAUGGCAACGUACCGCCUGUUGACGGCAGUUAUUUUCAGUGUUGUGGUUACGUGUCUCCUCGGCUGUAUUUAUGUUAAUGUAUAUAUACAUUUCAGGUAGUUAUAUUACAUAAAAGUGGUGAGGCUCUGCCACUUCUCUAUAUAUACAUUAGCCAAUGAACAAAGCCAACCUUAAUUUUAAGGUUUUUUGGAGACUAGAGAAAGUUAAGGGUUUCUGGGUUCACCUGUUUGUUUUUAACGGAGCAUUUUAUCGCAGUGAAAAGGUGAAACUGUGGAGUCUCGAUCAGAGUACUUUUGCCGGAGAAAAAAUGCUAAAUGAAGUAGAGAAGAUUAAUCUACGCAUCUCUGCUGCACGUCUCGUCACAUCCUCUCAAAGGUCCUUCCUCAGUGUUUUUAUCUCUCCCUGCCUUGUAUCCUAAAGCAUCUUCACUGUAACAAAAAAAUAUGUUGGGGAAACUGCUUUUGCUCUCGAAAUAGAUGAUUGUAGUUUGCAAAAAGAAAUGCCUUGGUGUACAGAUAAUGUUGACUUUUACAGCUUUGAAUAUAAAAGGGGUUCCAAUGAGAGUGUAACCAAGUUGAAUUUGGACACACUACAGGAGCAUGCAUGUGUGAAUGGAGGAUGAGGGUGUUUCUGUAAAUGCUGAUGAGGGGAGGGGGUCGACAUUUUUCCUUUCCUUUCUUAUCUCCUUUGUCACAAGUAUUUAUGGAGGUGAUCAAGGGAUGAAGGAAACAAACAGGGUGAUGAGCAUCAUGUCUGACUGUCCAUCUGCCUUUGACCCACGGGGCUGAUUUCUCACAGCUGUCACUGUUGUUCAGUUUCAGUUCACUGAAACUCAACAAGUACUUUCAGUGUGGGGGAUCUGCCCGGUAGGUUUUUAAGGGCUGCACUCUGAAAGAAAGAAAUAACUGAAUCUCCUGUCUGUGCUCCUCCUCCCCAUCCUCUUAACACAUCGAGGUUUAGCUGCUUUUAUAUCGCAGUAUUUUAUCAUUCGGGUUCUUUUUAUUUUCUGUGAUUUUUAUUUCAUUGUACAACAUGUCUUUUCUCUUCGCUGUCUUCAGUAUGUGAAGUAGGCCUACAAAGGUGACUCUUUUUUUCCCAACUAGUGAAAGCCACUGUGUGUUUGUUACAGAGGGGUGGAGCGUUUGUUUCAGUGGUCUUUUCUGCCUGCUCCUCUGUUUCACACACACAUAUCCACACACAGCAAUAUCAUACAGCCUCCUCUUAUGUAUUUAUGUUGGUAUUUUGUAAACAAUAAAAGGAGAAAAAAAAGAUCAA